Trichosurus vulpecula (common brushtail) is the source of this 5826-nucleotide messenger RNA. RefSeq names its product GID complex subunit 8 homolog (gene GID8). NCBI's taxonomy places the organism in Eukaryota, Metazoa, Chordata, Mammalia, Diprotodontia, Phalangeridae. Gene Ontology annotation, molecular function: protein binding. The transcript has 5 exons. Gene Ontology annotation, cellular component: cytoplasm; nucleus. Gene Ontology annotation, biological process: positive regulation of canonical Wnt signaling pathway; proteasome-mediated ubiquitin-dependent protein catabolic process. The record is from RefSeq and is a predicted model, not a curated record. The coding region runs from base 190 to 876 and encodes 228 amino acids.
GAGCGGGAGGGGGCGGGUGGCCCAUCUUCCCUCCUUUGCGGCCUCCGCCUCCUUCUCCUCAGGCGCCUCUGCCGCCACCUCUCUCCCCCUCCCCCUUCCCCGACCCCCUCCCUCGAAUCGGCCGUGGAGCAGAGGCCGUUGCCGAGACCGCGCAGCCAAGGAGGAGGGAUCCUUACGAAAUAGUUCAGAAUGAGUUAUACAGAAAAACCCGAUGAAAUCACUAAAGAUGAAUGGAUGGAAAAACUCAAUAACUUACAUAUACAGAGAGCUGAUAUGAACCGCCUUAUUAUGAACUAUCUUGUUACAGAGGGGUUUAAAGAAGCUGCAGAAAAGUUUCGGAUGGAAUCUGGAAUUGAGCCCAGUGUUGAUCUAGAAACACUAGAUGAACGAAUCAAAAUCCGAGAGAUGAUAUUGAAAGGUCAGAUUCAGGAAGCUAUUGCAUUGAUAAAUAGCCUACAUCCAGAACUCUUAGACACAAAUCGGUAUCUUUAUUUUCAUUUACAGCAACAACAUUUGAUUGAACUGAUUCGGCAGCGUGAAACAGAAGCAGCACUGGAAUUUGCACAGACACAGUUGGCAGAACAAGGAGAAGAAAGUAGAGAAUGUCUGACAGAAAUGGAACGCACUUUGGCUUUGCUUGCCUUUGAUAAUCCUGAAGAAUCACCCUUUGGAGACUUGCUUAAUAUGAUGCAACGGCAAAAGGUGUGGAGUGAAGUUAAUCAAGCUGUCCUAGACUAUGAAAAUCGUGAGUCAACACCUAAGUUGGCAAAGUUACUGAAGUUACUACUAUGGGCUCAGAAUGAGCUGGACCAGAAGAAAGUAAAAUAUCCCAAAAUGACAGACCUGAGCAAGGGGACAAUUGAGGAACCCAAGUAAAACAUGUGCAGAAGGACAGCAAGCAACUUUACUACUGCACAUUAUUCUUCAUUUAUAUCAGUCUGUGACUGAAAGAUUUUUACUACAGUACAGGACUUGAUUUUUUUUUUUGAGCAAACAUCUUAAAGGGAGAAUUGAUCCUUUUAAAUGCUGGAAAAAAAUGUUGCAUUGAAAGGCGCUGUAUCUCUUUGAAAGUCUGAUUUAGGCUAUGCACUAUGAUACAUUUUUAAGAAUUAGAUAAAUUGCAUUUUGCAUUUUAACAUCCCAGUGCUUUUCUGAUUGGCCACUGAAGGAUUUUAGUUUAGUAGCCAUUCAGGUGCUGCAUUAGUAAAGAAUAUCAGUUCAACUGAAUGCCUCACACUUAAAAUGUUUGUAGAGCACUGAUUAUUUGCUUUAUGUUAAGUUAUAGUAGCCAGAUAAUGCAUUUUUCAAACACAAAGUUCUGUCAAGUUUUCAUCAAGCAUUUUUCUUCUGGGUCCCUUUUUUUUUUUUUUUUGCAUAGGAAAAAAGUGUAUAUAUAAACUUGUAAAUUGUAAUUCAAGGACUUCUUUUGUGAGGGUGUUGUGUUUGAUUUCUCUUUGGUAUUGUUUUUUUUGGGUUGUAUGGUUUCUAGGGGAGUGUGUAUGGGGUCAGGGGUUGUAUGGUUUAAUUUUAUAUAUAUAUAUAUAUAUAUUUUGGUGUUUUAUAUGGUGAGAGACUUAUCCACAAUGGAUCAAUGAACCAUCUUUUUUGCAAUCAGUCUUGCUGGAAAAAUAAAGGUUUCUUUUUGAUUUCAAGAAUGACCAAAAUGGCUUCUAAAGAGAGACAUUAUAAUCUCUUUAAUAACAAUUUUGUCACGAUGGGAUUUUUGCAGUGACAUCAACAGUGUUAACUGCAGCCUUAAAAAUGACCAUUUCUGUCUCUUCUUUCCAUAUGCUUGAGGAAUCCUUUUGUCGGGGGAUGAUAGUAGUCCUUGUGCUGGUGGUGAAUUUUUUUAAACAUUUUGUGUUUUUAUGAAAGUGGUACGGGGCUUUUUAGGAAAUUCACUUGUUUGAAACCUUCCUAAACUAAUGAUUAGCAUCUAUGGAACUGUUGUACUACAGAGUUUUGCAAAGUACCAUUCUUUUUUGUUCUUUGAUCAGCUGUAUAGAUUUUCCAUUCUUAUUCGUUUAUAGAAUUGCAAUCUUUUAGAAGUGCACAGUGGCUCAACUUCACAGUGUUCUGUAUAUGGAUACUUUCUAUAUGCAUAAUUAUAUACAUGAGUUAGCUAAUAUAUUUGUGACAUAUAAAUAUAUGUUUGAGUGUACUUUUGAUCACUGACUUUCCUAAAUUAAUGCUAAUAAUAAACUACAUGAAGUAUUCUAGACUGCUAAAUAAUCAAAAUGAAUUUGGUGAAGAGAGCAGUGAAGAAUAACAUUACAAAUGCACUAGCAUAUCGUAAUAGAUGUAAGUUUUCUUGUAGAUUAAAAUGAGUUAACUUCCCUUUGAAUAUUAAAUAUGGAAAAAUUUGAAUUGGCACUUAAGGUUUAAUGGAAAGUAGUGACCAUUAAUAGUUAUAUUGCAUUAUUCUGAAUCUUGUUUGCCUUAUUUUGCCUUUUAAUUGGAUUAUCUGGUUAACUUGUGAAGGUUUAUAUGUGACAAGAGUAUUUGUAAUUAAGUAUCUCUGGUAUUGCUGUCAUCUACAAUUAAUUGUUUUGCUAUUUUACUUGAGUUGUAUUUGUUGUUUUCCAAGCUGCCACAUUUAGUUUUAUGAAAUAGCUAAAUCUGUCAAUGUUUAGUGUUCAGUUAUACGUCUGUUUUAUGUUAUGUAAUAACAGGUUACAAAGAUGAAACAGCUGUAAUUCUUCACCAGUGAUAGUCAAGUUUUUCUCUAGCCUGAAUUUUUACAAGCUUAACUAAUAUAUUUUUUGGUAUGAAGUACUGGGGUGCUUUCUUGCUUUGCACCCCGUGUUUCAGCCAUGGUUGUACCACAGUAGAAUAAAUGCUGCAGUCAGGUGAAGUUCAUUCAUUUCUUGAAUCUUCAUUCACCUGUUUGCACCAAAUUAUACCUGAAAACAUUUUCGUAUUUUUAACAUUUCUUUAUUAUAGGGGUAUUUCAUGUUGGGAUUUCGGGCCCUGAUAAAUUAGGAUGGAAAGGCAAUUUUAAUCUCCAAAUGAAAAUUUCAGGAGCAGAAAAAAAAAUUAGGAUAGGAGUAAAGAUAAAGGCUGCAUAAUCUUUAGCAAGUACCAAGAUAGUUAAGUAUAGUCCUUAGACAUCUUUUAUUAUUAGUGUAUAUAAGAUAGCUUAUGUAUAUAAAUAAUAUAUAUAUAUAAUCAAUUUGAAAUAUGCUUAAAUGGUAGGGGCUAUGAAAUGUAUAGUUACGGAAACAUACACAGCAAAUAUCUUUGACAUCAGUACAUGAGUGGAUUUUAUCAUAUGCAUGAAAUGUCUUUAAUAGGUGUUUAUGGACAAAUUGCUGGGAUUUUGUGGUCCCAUUUAAUGAGUUAUAUUAAAAAUUCAUUGAUUUUUUGAUAUUAGUGAAAAUUGGAAACUGGACUUUUUAUUUUUUCCAUUUUUAAUAUACAAAAAUUUAUAUUUUUCCCAUGAUAUAUAUUAUUCAUGAAUUGGAAGCAUCCUUCUGAAUUGUAUAUUAAUAGUUCUCAUUGAUAGAGUACUUGCCUCUUUAUGAUCAUCUUAGUUUUUUCAUAGGACAAACAAAAUUUAAAUUUGACUUCAAAUUACAUUUGAAAUGUUAGUUUUUUCCUGAAAAUUCUAUAUUUGGAUCUCACGGUUCUGAUUAGAUAAUGUAGCAGUGUUUUUUCACAAUGAUUAAUUUUGGCUUUAUAUGCUUUCUUGUAGAAAGUGCCUUUGAAGUUAAAAUUCCUAAGUGUUUUAAGGCUUGUUAUAUUCCUGAUAUUGUAAAGUUAUAGGAAGAGUAACCUUUAUUCUUCCUUUCCCUGCUUUAAAGUCCUUUCAAACCAGAUUAGUCAAGCAUUAUUGCAUUUGAAUGAUAUGGUUUCCAGUUUUAAAAGUAUAAAGGAAAAGCUAAUCUUCAAAAUAGUCUUAUCAGACUACUUCGUUCCUGCUUUUAAACUUAUAACAUAUCAAUGAAGGAAUAGUUAUAUAGUUAACAGAGGACCUAGGAAUGAGCAUUCAUUUUAAGCCUUUGAGAGGCGAAACAACUUAUAUUCAUUCUUUUCUUGAGAAUUUAUGAUCUUUGACAGUAAAUACAAAGCAGUACCUGAAAGCCUUUGGGUAAAAUGUUUUGUGGUAUCUUUAUUUUCCUAUGAUAUCUAUAAGCUGUUAAUUUUGGGAAGCUGAGGGAACUAAUUGUUUUUAUUAAAGUGCUUUGCUAAUUACCUUUUUGCAAAUAGGUUAGGGUAUCCCUGCUGGGUUGUCAUUAUCAAGUCUUAGUACAAACAGAAGACUUAAAUUAAAAGAGCAAAGAGAGAAUUGGGUUGUCUGCUGGGCAUUUAUUUAUCUUUAAGACAGUUGAGCUUAGUAACAACUUAUGGGGCUUGAAAAUUUAGGUGAAACUUAAUGUAGCAAACAGACUCACUUUUAGCAGUGUGUCAACCUUGAUAAAAGUCCAAAAUCAGUUGUUGCUUCGUUGAAAUAUUUAUUUUGAUGGCUAAAUACCCCAUGUGGAUUAAUGUCAUUGACAUAACUGCUGUAAUUAAUGUUUUAGAAGUACAUAUUGUUAAAUUAAUAAUGUAAACCAUAUAAAUUUUAUAUUGUAUAUAAGAUUAUAAUUUGCUCUAGUGAUUUUUGUUUCAGUGGGAGUUUUUUUUACUCCAUUUUUUUCACCUUUAAUAUCUUGAUAAGUGUUUCAUUUCCUUUACUGUUGCUUCUAAUUUGGUAGUAAGGCUGUACAUCUCUAUUGAAAUAAUCAUUUGGAUACAAUUUUUACUUCUGUGAAAAGAUGUUUUGCUAACAGCAAAGAAAAAUUAACAUUUAAAAAAUAAUAUACUGAGAUUUAAAAGGUAGAAGAAAGAUAUCUUUAGAUUUAGGCUUGAUAUAUGGAAAAGCUGAUAAAUAAUUACAGCAAUCCAAAAGUGUAAGCAUUUUCCCCAUCACUUGAAGUUUUCAAGCAAAGACUGGCUAGCUACUCUGGGAUGUGUUAUAGAAUGGAUUGUUUUUAGGCUAGAAGGCCAUUGAGGUCUCUUCCAACUUGGAAAUUGGUGCUGUUCAGUAGCAUUCAUCUUGUGUUCUCACUUUUUUAUUUUUUAAAUCUUUGUACCCAUAAUACAGUCCUUUGUAAUCCUAUGAUUCUUUUAAAAAUUAUUUUAAAAUUUAACAAAAGUAUAAAAAUGAGCCAGAAUUUACUGAGCUCUGAUAAUUUAGUAAUUGAUCGCUUUUUUAAAAAUGACCAUAUCUGUCAGAUAAUAGUAGGAUAACUUGAACAUCCUUUGUUUUUCCAUCUAGACCAUAUUCCUUGUGUCUUUAUAGAUGUCACUGGUUUUCUUAAAUGUUAGGGUAACUUUCAUUCAUGGAGAGAUUGAGAGGGCAGUUUACACACCUGUAAUCUCUGCAGUCUCAAAGAGGGGAAAACCAUGUUGAAAUAAUGGGGCAGUUGAGGGUCUUGAAGGACAAUUGUGCAUCUGAAAAUUUUGUAAAAUACUGAGAUUUACUAGUGGGAGAAAUGUGCAUAUCUUUUUUUUUUUAAGUCCUGUCUCUGAAGAUGAGUGAAAACAUGUAGAUCACAAAAUGAACCAGGUUUGUUUUUAAAGAAGACUUUUGGAGUGUGGAGGAAAAUUAGGGACUCCUCAUCAGUGGUCCGUUAUGUAGGAAUUGACAUUUAAAAUUUGUCCUUUUGAUUUUAAGCUUUUGCUUUUCAAUUCUAAAGUUUUUAUACCUGUUCAGUAUUUCUUAAAGAUAGCUAGCUGUUCUUUAUGACUACUUCUCAAGAAAAUAAUAUGGCAGAUGUUGUUAGCUGUUAAACAAAUCUGCAUUUAAAUGGAAUAAAGAAUCCCUUAUCUUUUUUAAUUUUA